AUGUUUUAUAAAGUUACAACCCAGAAAAGGACAGGAAUUAUCUGCUCAAACUGUAGGACAGAGCAAACAACACUUUGGCGACGGAAUGUUCGUCAAGAGCCUGUUUGUAAUGCUUGUGGACUUUAUUAUAAAUUACACAAUCAACACCGACCUAUAAAUAUGAAAAAAGAUCAAAUACAGUCAAGAAAUAGAAAAUUAGGAAGUAAAUCAAAAAAAUUAGCAGCAAUGUCUUUAAAUAAUAUUGAAGAAUAUAAACAACAACAAGUAACUGAAAAUGGAAUAUUAGAACCUAAAUGCGAGCAAUCAGAAUCAGAAUUUUCUAAUAAUAAUCUUGGACAUAUCACUUCUGGAAACACCCCACCUCUAUUAAUUAAAGAUGCCCACAAUAUUAGCAACAAUUCUGACGGAAUAAAUACAUUAAUAGAUUCACAACCUUCAAUUGUUCCAUUUUCUGAUAAUCAACAACAACAACCUCCACAACUUUUCUGUUCAAAUUCAAUUAAUAUUCAUCAUCAUUAUCACCACCAUUCUCCCUCUGCCUUUCAACAGUUUGCAACAGCUGCGCUUUCUUCUGCUACUGGGCAAACAGCAUUUUUCCCAACUCCAAAUUGUGUUGUAAAUCCACAAUUAACAACAACAAAUAUUUGUCCAAUAACAACUACAGAUGUUGGGAAUUUUUUGCUUAAAAAUGAUAAAGCUACGAAUAGUGGGAUUUGGUGAAAAUUUUGUAGAGACUUUUCCUUUUAUAAAAAAAUUUUUUUGACUUGCCAAAUAAUUUGUAUUUUCUUGCCAAAAUAUAUAGGUAAAUAUUUCUAUCAUUUAUUUUCAUUAAAGUACAGUCGGGCCUCUCAUUAUAAAAAUAGGUACUUCUUUAGGUGG
This is a messenger RNA of Meloidogyne enterolobii, 879 nucleotides long. The record is from the annotation of a GenBank genome assembly. NCBI's taxonomy places the organism in Eukaryota, Metazoa, Nematoda, Chromadorea, Rhabditida, Meloidogynidae.